UAUUCUGUCGGAACGUCCUUCUUUCCUUUUCUUUUAUCUCCUCCUUUUUCUUCAAAAGUUCUCCCAAGAGUGGGAGGGAGAUAGCUUAGAGGCGAAGCAAUCUGAGUGAUUGCAUCUCCCACCCAAACGUUCAUAUCUCAAUCAAUCCAAUCGAAAGCCAGGGUGAAGGAAGAAGGAGAAGAAGCAGAGGAAGAGGAAGAAGAAGCGGAAGAGGCAGAUAUGGGAGUGCUGUCCAACAAGAUCGAGAGGGACCAACUCAAGCCUGGGGAUCACAUCUACUCUUGGCGUUACUAUUGCCUCUACACCCACCACGGAAUAUACGUUGGUGAAGGGAAGGUUAUUCACUUCACUCGAGGGGCAGGACACGAAAUCGGCAGGGGGACUGUCUUAGACCGCAUCAUUUCGAGCUCAUCUCCCUCUCCUCCUGUCGGUAAAAAAUGCCAGAUAUGUGGAGAUCAGCCGAGACUUGAUGGUGUCAUCUCUUCCUGCAUCGACUGCUUCCUUUCAGGUGGAAACCUCUACCUCUUUGAGUACGGCGUGUCCCCUUUUUUCUUUCUUGCUAGCGCUCGAGGAGGGACUUGCACCCUUGCAAAAUCCGACCCCCCUGAAGAUGUGCUUCACCGUGCCUUUUACCUCCUCCAGAAUGGCUUUGGAGGCUACAAUCUUUUCAAGAACAACUGUGAGGACUUUGCUGUCUACUGUAGAACGGGUCUGCUUGUGGUGACAGCAAUUAGCGUAGGCCGAAGUGGGCAAUCAGCAGCUUUUCAGGCUGCUACACGUGCUGUCGUGUUCUAUCCACUUACAUUCUUGACGACCAGUCUGAUAGCUGUGAAUUAUGGCAGGUAUUGCGCCAGUCGUUUGUACUCUGACAUCGGGGUUCGCCGUGAUGUGGUUAAAGUACCCGUCGAAAGACUUGUGGAUCAAUCUGAUUGAUGUGAUCCCCAAGCUGCUGUGGAUAGUCCUACUCCCAGUUGUACUGUCGCUGCCAAGAGUGACUAAAGACUGCACGCUGCAAUUUGCCGGCACUCUCCACCAGAACUUUGCCGACAUUGGCGAUAAAAACACUGCAAAAUGUACGCUUUAACUCUUUGUUGGAUGUUACUUCUGCAAACUAUAGCCGGUAGAAAUUCUAAAUACUCUUCAAACUGCAGCUUUGUGGGAUUUGCCAUCAGAGGUCCUUGAAAUGUUUGGGUGUAGUCUUGUUUCUUGUUGUGCAAACGAACUGAUCAGAUUUGCUUUCAACAGGAUAUUACCUGUCGAUCGGCACCAUCUCUGUAUAGAAGUAAAGUCUCAAGAGAGUUUUUCUACUUAGGGGUGGGCAACUGAACCGGGUGCACCCGAGAACCGGACCGACCCACCUGGAAAAAGGGUCCGAGAACGGGUUUCCCUAGAAACCGGUUCCCAAAAUUCGGAACCAGUUUGAACUGGAGUGAAUACCCACCUGGAAACCGAAUCAACCGGACUGGUUUGGGAACCGGUUUUGUAAGCCCAAAAAUCCAAAAUCCUAUCUUUUUUUCCCUUGAUUUCUAAUCUUAGAAUGUGUUUUUCCUCUCGCACCGUCCAUCGCCGCCUCACAAUCGCACCAUCCAUUGCUGGUUCAUGGUCGCACCGUCCAUCACAUAAGAUUUUUACUUUGCCUUUUGUUUAUGAUAAUUAGCCUUGUGGAUCCUUAGUUUCAUUUAGUCAAAAAGUUCAUGUGCCUAUUGA
Molecule: messenger RNA, 1707 nt
Organism: Eucalyptus grandis
Lineage: Eukaryota; Viridiplantae; Streptophyta; Magnoliopsida; Myrtales; Myrtaceae
Exons: 2
Coding region: 220-933 (237 amino acids)
Source: RefSeq, a predicted model, not a curated record